AUGUGUGCUUCCUGGAUUAGCAAUAUGGGGCAUCUGUUGUCGCCUCUCCUCUUGAGCCUGGCAGCAGUUUUUUCCAAAGUGACUGAGAGUCGAGGGAUCCUGGAGAGCAUACAGAGGUUUUCUUUGCUGCCCACUUACCUGCCGGUGACCUACCGCAUCCACAAUGCGGAUGUUUCCUUCUUCCUUAAGGAAGCCAACCAGGAUAUUAUGAGGAACUCCAGCUUGCAGUCCCGGGUGGAAUCCUUUCUGAUCUACAAAUCCAAGAGUCCACCUGUGUUAAACGCCAGCUAUGGACCUUUUUCUAUUGAACAACCAGUGCCCCAGGACUUAAUGCUGUCUUCAAAUCCCUUUGGAUCUACUAACAAGUUCUCCUUUAACUGGAAGCUCCAGGCCUACAUCAUGAGCACCAAGAUCUACCUGAGCAAGCCCAGGGUGCAGGUGCUGUUCUACAUCGUGGGCAGGGACUGGGACGAGUACAGCCCCGCGGAGCGGCUGCCCUGCCUGCGCGUGUUCGCCUUCCGCGAGACGCGCGAGGUGCGCGGCAGCUGCCGCCUGCGGGGCGACCUGGGGCUCUGCGUGGCACAGCUGGAGCUGCUGCCCGCCUGGUUCAACCCCCCCACCGUGGUGGCUGGCCGGAAGAAACAGCUGGAGAGGUCUGAAGGGAGCCCCGUGGAGCUCUACUACUCCAUCCAAGCAGGAGAUGAGAGAGGGGAGUGCGCCAAGGAGGAUGUCAGGAAAAGCAACGGGAUCCGGUCAGGGCGCAAUGACAUCGAUGAGUCGGGACCUCCCCUGCAGAGGAUUGGAAGUGUUUUCCUUUACCAAACACACGCUGCCCCUUCUUUGACUGAAAUGAGAUUGGAUAAUAAUAUUGUGAUCCAGUAUGCACCAAAGACUGUCAAGCAAGGAGACAUUCUGACUUUCCUUGUAUCUGUUGCUAAAAACUUGACAGAAGAUCAGUUCACGCUGAGGGCCAAGGUGAAGAGAGGUGUGAACGUUCUCAGCGUGAGAGCCAGCAGCCCGUACCUGUGGGACAUCCGAGAGAGCGAGGAUUACACCGGGAAAUACGCGCCGGCUGUUGUUGUUUGCCAGAGGAGAUCUGCUGCUGAGAGCAGUGCGGAGGGUCCUUCCUCUGAAAUCAUGCAGAUUGAUUUUGAGAUUGAAGAGCUGACUGACCUGCCUGAGACCCAGCUCAUCACCUGGCAGGUGGAAUAUCCUGGAGACACCACAUCCGACCUGGGAAUCUCCAAGAUCUACGUAAGCCAGAAGGACCUGGUAGGAGUUGUCCCUUUGGCUAUGGAAGCAGAGAUCCUGAACACGGCUAUUCUCACAGGGAAAACAGUGGCUGUCCCUGUCAGGGUGGUUUCUGUGGAAGAUGAUGGGACUGUGACAGAUCUUGUGGACUCUGUGGAAUGCAGGUCAUCAGAUGAAGACGUCAUUAAGGUUUCUGACAGAUGUGACUAUGUCUUUGUCAACGGGAAGGAAAUGAAAGGCAAAGUGAACGUCGUAGUUAAUUUCACUUACCAGCAUCUGAGUGCCCCUUUAGAAAUGACAGUGUGGAUUCCUCGUCUCCCGCUGCAGAUAGAGGUCUCUGACACAGAACUAAAUCAGAUCAAGGGGUGGAGAGUCCCCAUCAUCUCUAAUAAGAGGCCAGCCAGGGACAGCGAUGACGAGGACGAGGACGAGCGGCGGGGCAGGGGCUGCACCCUGCAGUACCAGCACGCCAUGGUCAGGGUGCUGACACAGUUUGUGGCCGAGCCCCCCGAGCCCGGGGCCCAGCUCAGCUUCCUGCUGGGCUCGGACUGGCAGCUGGACAUCACCCACCUGGUCAGGGACUUCAUGCAGGUGGAGGAGCCCAGGAUCGCCCGGCUGCACGAUGGGCAGGUGCUGGUUGGGCUGGAGCUGGGCAUGACCACAAUUCAGAUCCUGUCCCCCCUUUCAGAUGCCAUCUUGGCUGAGAAGACAGUGACAGUCCUGGACGAGAAGGUGACAAUAACUGACCUGGGAGUGCAGCUGGUGACAGGACUGUCCCUCUCUCUGCAGCUCAGCCCGGGGAGCAACAGGGCCAUCUUUGCUACGGCAGUAGCACAGGAGCUGCUCCAGUCCCCAAAGCAGGAAGCAGCCAUCAGCUGCUGGAUCCAGUUCAGUGAUGGAUCUGUCAUGCCCCUGGAUAUUUAUGACUCCAAAGACUUCUCCUUGUCAGCCACCUCUCUGGAUGAGAAGGUGGUCUCCAUCCACCAUGACCCCAAAUUCAAGUGGCCUGUGAUUGCUGCUGAGACCGAGGGCCAGGGCACCCUGGUGAAGGUGGAGAUGGUGAUCAGUGAGUCGUGCCAGAAGUCCAAAAGGAAGAGCAUCCUGGCUGUUGGCAGCGGCAGCAUUAAGGUCAAGUUUGGGCAGAGUGAUGCCAACCCCAACGUCAGCGACAGCAAGCACAGGGGUGCUGGUGUCCACCUGGAAAACCACGCCAGUGACCGGCGCCAAAAAAGCACCUGGCCGGAGAGAGGGGGAGGGGAUGGGCACUACUACAGCUCCUCCAUGGGCCACGAGCAGGGCAGGGCCACCACCACCCACAGGUCUGUUCUGAGCAGGAAGGAGGACAGAGAGAGCCUCCUGGACGAUGCCAGCCAGAACCUGCCCGUGGACUUCACCAGCUUCCCCGCGCAGGUGGAUGUGCCCAGGGACGGCGGGGACGCGCAGGACAGCGACCUGGUGCAGGCAGCCCGGGGCCUCAGCGACCUGGAGAUCGGCAUGUACGCCCUGCUGGGCGUCUUCUGCCUGGCCAUCCUGGUGUUCCUCAUCAACUGCGUCACCUUUGCUUUGAAGUACAGAAACAAGCAGGCUCCCUUUGAAGAGCAGGAGGGCAUGAGCCACUCUCACGACUGGGUUGGGCUGAGCAACAGGACAGAGCUCCUGGAGAAUCACAUCAACUUCUCAUCCCAGCAGGAUGAACGAAUCACAGCCAUCGACAGAGGAGUGGACUACGAGGAGAGCAAAUACCUCCUCAACACAACUGCCACCAAAAAUAUCAAUGGACAGUCCUUCAGGUCUCCUGAGUCCACAUUCAGCGAAGGGAAGGAACAGAAAAGUGAACCAACCACUUCUCCUACCUCCAAGAGGAAACGGGUUAAAUUCACCACCUUCACCACCAUCUCCUCUGACGAUGGCUGUCCAACUGUCAACUCAAUCUUGAUGAGUAAUGAGGAUGACAUUAAAUGGGUCUGCCAGGAUAUGGACCUGGGCGAGUGCAAAGAGCUUAAGAACUACAUGGAGAGGUUACACGAAAAUGCGUAACGAGACACAAAAGACUUUUUUGGUUUGGUUUGUUCGUUUGUUUGUUUUUCACUCACCUUCUGCCUUUAAUUUUGGG
This is a messenger RNA of Pyrgilauda ruficollis (rufous-necked snowfinch), 3364 nucleotides long. Its product is annotated as transmembrane protein 132D-like. The coding region runs from base 1 to 3288 and encodes 1095 amino acids. The transcript is spliced from 9 exons. NCBI's taxonomy places the organism in Eukaryota, Metazoa, Chordata, Aves, Passeriformes, Passeridae. The record is from RefSeq and is a predicted model, not a curated record.